AUGUCCAAGAAAACUACGCGUCGUAGUAGCAACAAUGCAAACAACAAGCUACCUGUGCUAGAAGAACCCAAGCCUAUUCCUACAUCUAAUCCCAAUGACGUGCUUGCAAGAGAAGUAGAGGUGCCUGAUAGCACUAUCAUUGAAGCUGAUGAGGCCAACAAGAAGCCCUUGGAAUUCUCCUUCUUCAAUCGCGUUCUCUCUAUUCCUCUUAUCCGCGAUGGUUCCUCUAUGGUGCAACAUUAUGCCAACCAAAACUCAAUCAGUCGUUUUGCCCUAAACAAGGCUGAAUCCACAAUCAAGUUGGCUGCUUCCAUUGCAUCUCCUUAUGCCGAAAAGUAUAAACCACACCUUUUAAAAGCCGAUCAAAUGGGUUGCCAAUCUCUUGAUUUAGUCGAGACUAAAUUUCCUGUUGUUACUCAACAUCCCAAAGAAAUCUUGACUACUGUGAAGGAAUCUCCUCAAAAGGUAUUUGAAGAUGUAAAGGGUAAGAUCAGCUAUGCUGCUUCGAUUCCUGUUACUCGCACAACACAUGGUCUCCAGCAACUUGUUGAUAAGUAUCUGCCUGCUACAAAUGACGAACAAAACUCAGCAUCAACACCACAACAAACAAAGGAAAGAAAUGUGAAUGAUAGCAAUUACAAAGAGGUCAAACUAUUGUCAUUAGCCAAUGAAGUUAAGGAUAGAUUAGCUUAUCGUGUUACCACACAAUGGCAAUCCAUUCCUCACACCAAGGCCGACAUCUCCCGUUUGGCUGAAACAAAUCAAUUACUCCACGAAGCAUUCCAAUCUAUUCAAAAGGCCAAUACUCGUCUCCAUGACUUUGUUCUCUCUGUGAAGGGCUACAAGGAUACUACUCAAACCAAGGCAAACCAACGUAUUAAUGAACUCACUGCUGACUUGAUUCAUCGUCUUGAUGCUGCUGCUGCUUAUGUAAAGGAUCGUCAAGUUAUCAACAAUCUGCCUAGCUCAGUCCAUAUCGUGGUGGAUCCCCUCGUAACAUUUGCUAGCAAUGAAUAUGAAAUUGUGCGUACUGAAGUUUUAAAACCUGACUUGGCUCCCUUUCAAAAGGCUACAAACAUCUUGCAUAUGACUCAGGGAUAUGUAUUGCCUUUGAUCCAAAAAUCGAUUCAUGGUGUUGAGGAUCAAGUUCGUCAAUACGGUGCUUAUGCCAACAACUCCAAGGUUGUCCGUGAUGUGAAAUCAACAUUUGGUUUCGUCAAUGUCAAGGCUUAA
This is a messenger RNA of Mucor velutinosus, 1233 nucleotides long. RefSeq lists its product as uncharacterized. The transcript has a single exon. Bases 1 to 1233 code for a protein of 410 amino acids. Gene Ontology annotation, biological process: positive regulation of triglyceride storage; lipid storage. Lineage: Eukaryota; Fungi; Mucoromycota; Mucoromycetes; Mucorales; Mucoraceae. Gene Ontology annotation, cellular component: cytosol; lipid droplet. The record is from RefSeq and is a predicted model, not a curated record.